Melanotaenia boesemani (Boeseman's rainbowfish) is the source of this 2837-nucleotide messenger RNA. RefSeq names its product calcium-binding protein 7 (gene cabp7a). The record is from RefSeq and is a predicted model, not a curated record. Lineage: Eukaryota; Metazoa; Chordata; Actinopteri; Atheriniformes; Melanotaeniidae. The transcript is spliced from 5 exons. The coding region runs from base 819 to 1463 and encodes 214 amino acids. Gene Ontology annotation, molecular function: calcium ion binding.
CAUACAGUGUGUCUAUAUGUGAGACAGGGAGAAGAGAUCGAGGACAUCUCUGAUCCAUGCAAAGAGCUUUAUCUACCCGCCCCCCCAAAAAACACUUCACCACUGAACAUCUGGAUCGCAGUGCGCUCCCGUGUGCACAGCCAAUUAAGAACGAGCAAGCAAUUACUUUUUGUGCGGAUCCGGACAUGCGCUGAUCUGUCACCAUAUGAAGUUUCGAAAAGACACGUGUCGUUCAGGCUAUUUCUUGAGCCUUUCUGAGAUUUUUCAAUACGUCUCUUCUGUGGAUUACACCAGGGUGUUUGGAGCUUAAGGACAGAGUGCGUCAAGCGAGCGCAUGCAUCCAACAAGUGGAUGAUUGACUCUGCUAGCAGCAGGCAACCAGCGGAACUAACAAUACAUGAAUCCAGUGGACUCGUAACCUACAUUUUCUAAAACAGUUGUUGGGUUCACAUCAGAGACAAAUGAGCCCCACUAAUCAGCUCAGAUGUGGAGCUUGUCUGAAGCUGUUGGUGAUGUAGCCGUUUUGUGCGCAACGUCUCGGUUUUAGGUAGUGUCCCUUUCUCUGCGACUUUUUUGUUUCCCAAGCAUUAAAUUAAUCUGCAAUGAGGUAAGACACCCCCUCAGUUUUCCUUCUCUUCAUUUACUGACCAAAGCUGACAUUAACGCGCUGCGGAAUCCACCGCUUCGCGCCUCAUUCCUCUCCCCUCAUCCAUGGACUCGCUCCUCCGUUCCCUCGGUGACCGUGGGGAAAGUUAGGAUCUUCUUUGUAGACGUUUCUUUAAUGACGAGGGUGCAGGUGUCAAGCAAAGGUUGCAGUCAUGCCGAUGCAUCCAGUCACCUCCACGUUGAUGUACCGGGGCAUCUGCACCAUCCCCGACAUUCUCUACAGCGCCCCGGUUAACCUGCCCGAAGACGAAGUUGAAGAAAUCCGGGAAGCCUUUAAAGUGUUCGAUCGUGAUGGGAAUGGGUUCAUCUCAAAGCAGGAGCUGGGCAUGGCCAUGCGCUCCCUGGGCUACAUGCCAAAUGAGGUGGAACUGGAAGUCAUCAUUCAGAGACUGGACAUGGAUGGUGAUGGCCAGGUGGACUUUGAGGAGUUUGUUACUCUCCUGGGUCCAAAGCUGACAGCAGCCGGAUUACCAGACAAGUUCAACGGCACUGACUUUGACUCAGUAUUUUGGAAGUGUGACAUGCAGAAGUUGACAGUGGAGGAGCUGAAGAGGCUUCUGUAUGACACCUUCUGUGAUCAUCUUUCCAUGAAAGACAUCGAGAACAUCAUUAUGACAGAGGAGAAUCAUAUAGAGAACCCAGAGGACUGCCAGGUGGAUAUAGACAGCUCCAGCCCAACGCAGCAAGUCAAGCAAACCUGUGUGCGGAAGAGCCUGAUAUGCGCCUUUGCCAUCGCUUUCAUCAUCAGCGUCAUGCUCAUUGCAGCCAAUCAGGUGCUGCGAAGUGGAAUGAAAUAGGAGCCGUGGUAUUUUUGUGGCCUUGACCUCCACCUAAAGGCUACCCUACAGAUAAAUGACUAAGGAAAAAGAGCUUAAAAAAAAAAAAAAAAAAAAAAAAAAAAACAGACAAUUACACAGCUGCAAAACAGAACAACUGAUGACUGCAGAGCAACUGGAGCCACCAAGGACACAUGUGCAGGAUUUUGUCUGGGAGACAGAGAUGAACAGACAGCUUCAAGGACAACAGGACCGCACAUAUAGAGACAGCUGUGUGUUUAUACUGGACAGCUGACUAUACAUAUCAAUCUUCGUAAAACAACCUUGAGUACUCAUUAGCUAUGUGCAUUGAGCAGUGUUGCAUUCAGUAUGGUGGCAGCUAUAGAGAGAAGUGUAGUGACUGUCCAGUUUUGUAUUUGUCUAUUGUUCCAUGUGGUUUAUUAUAAAACAGUAGGGAGUGUCAGUGAGAUAUUGUCAGAACAUUGGAAGAAAUGUAUUACUGAGUUUGGAAAAUGUAUUAUGCACAAGGUCUGGAGAGUGUGAUGCUCUACUGUGCAACAUUGUUCAAAACCACUUGGGAAAACUAAUAACUUUGUAAGACACAGAUAAUAGGGAAUGUUUUCAGGGAGGUGGUUGUGACUGUGUAUUCAGUUUCACUCAUUCAUAGUCUGCAGAGCUUCAGUCUGAGCAGGAUGGAGCAGGGUGAAGGAGGUUAACUGAUCUCAAAAGGAGGGCGCUGAGGUCUGAAUGGACAGGUAACUAUCUGGAAAGUGACUGGAUCUGCAGUCGACUCUCUCUGUUCUGCAGGCCUCAGAGGAUUACCAUCAUCUAUGCAUGAAGUGCAUGGAUUUAUACUGUUGUCUUGACAUAUUUGUAAUAGCUUUUAUCAAUGUAGUUAUCAUUAUGACUGUGUAACACAACUGUUUUAAAACCAACAUGAUAACUGUGAGCAAGAUGUGUGUUGUAAGGAAUGAGCAGUGAUAACAAAAAGGAAAGCAUCUAACUGCAUGAAAAAGAAGGGCUGCUUUAGAAUAAGUUCGUAAAAAAAAAAAAAAAAAAUCCUUUAGGCUAGCUAAGCUAUGGAAGUUUUGCCUUGCUCAGGCUUGAUUUUCUCUCACUACCACAGGACAGUAAAUAUCUUCAAGAAAGUGUCACUCAACCAUUUAUGGAAUAUGCAUUUAAACUGAUCUGCUUGGUAGUGGGGAUGUAGAAGUGAAGGAAUGUACUUUUUUUAUCCCAUCUGAAUAUGUUGCUGUAGAGCAAUAACUGUAUGUAAAAAAUAAACAUCUCACUAUGCUUUUUCAGACAGACAAAUCUUCGUUAUUAGUGGACCUACUAAUUGUUGACAAAAUUUCUUUUAUAGCACUUAAACAACAAUUUUGGCAAUAGAGAAGA